Molecule: messenger RNA, 1965 nt
Organism: Carica papaya (papaya)
Lineage: Eukaryota; Viridiplantae; Streptophyta; Magnoliopsida; Brassicales; Caricaceae
Gene: SQD2
Product: sulfoquinovosyldiacylglycerol 2
Biological process (GO): glycolipid biosynthetic process; sulfolipid biosynthetic process
Cellular component (GO): chloroplast envelope
Molecular function (GO): UDP-sulfoquinovose:DAG sulfoquinovosyltransferase activity
Source: RefSeq, a predicted model, not a curated record
CAAAAGAGGAAGAAGAAGGCAUAUGCUCAGACUUCUUUGACUUGAUUCCUCUCCUUCCAAAAGAAUAUCCAUAGCUUGAGUCUCAUCAUCACUGGAGAUUCCUUUUAAAAAAGAAAUCUUUCUGAGCAAAACCAUUUUAAUACAUCACGUAUUCAUUUACCCACUAUUCUAUAAAACUAUUUCUUCUCCAACAUCAUGACCCCUCCUACUCUCUCUAUAAGUCCUACUCUCUCUCCUCCUUUACUCUCUAACCCAAAUUCCCCUUCUUCUUCUUCUUCUUCCUUUUCUUCCUCUUCCUACGGUUUUCAUACUGUCAAAUUUUCGUCUGUUAAGUCUUUCAGAAGAAAACCCAUCACUCUCAUUUCCAAUCAAUCAAGCACUGCAACUACUACAAGACAAGUUUUUGUUCGAGCAAACAAUAUGACUAUUACCGAGGUGCGAGACGAAGAGGAAGAGAAUCCUCCUGCGACGAUUGAAUCCGAUACAAAUAUAAGGCCUCGUCGGAUUGCUCUCUUUGUUGAGCCUUCUCCAUUUUCAUAUGUAUCAGGAUAUAAAAACAGGUUCCAGAAUUUUAUAAAAUAUUUGCGUGAAAUGGGGGAUGAGGUAAUGGUUGUGACAACACAUGAAGGCGUUCCUCAGGAAUUUUAUGGAGCAAAAUUGAUUGGAUCGCAGAGCUUCCCCUGCCCUUGGUACCAGAAAGUUCCCCUAUCCCUUGCACUUAGUCCCAGGAUAAUCUCAGAAGUCGCACGUUUUAAGCCUGACAUAAUACAUGCUUCAUCACCUGGUAUAAUGGUUUUUGGUGCUCUUGCUAUUGCAAAAAUGUUGUGUGUACCGAUUGUGAUGUCUUAUCACACCCAUGUUCCAGUAUACAUCCCAAGAUACACGUUUAGUUGGUUGGUGAAACCUAUGUGGUUGAUUUUGAAAUUUCUUCACAGAGCAGCUGAUCUAACUUUGGUGCCAUCAGCUGCCAUAGCAAAGGACCUUGAAGCAGCUAGGGUGACAGCAGCUAAUAAGAUUCGCCUUUGGAAUAAGGGUGUUGACUCUGAAAGUUUCCACCCACGUUUCCGCUCUCAUGAAAUGCGGUUAAGACUAAGCAAUGGGGAACCAGAGAGACCAUUAGUGAUUCAUGUUGGUCGACUCGGGGUCGAGAAGAGUUUGGAUUUCCUCAAGAGUGUCAUGGAUAAACUACCAGAAGCUCGAAUUGCUUUUAUUGGAGAUGGGCCAUACAGGGAGGAGCUAGAAAAGAUGUUUUCUGGCAUGCCUGCAGUGUUCACCGGGAUGUUACAGGGUGAAGAGCUCUCACAGGCAUAUGCGAGUGGGGAUGUUUUUGUGAUGCCUUCAGAAUCCGAGACACUGGGACUUGUUGUUUUGGAGGCCAUGUCUUCGGGGAUCCCUGUUGUGGCAGUUCGUGCUGGGGGAAUUCCAGACAUCAUUCCACCAGAUCAGGAUGGCGAAACUGGCUUUCUCUUUAAUCCUGGAGAUGUUGAUGAUUGCUUGAGCAAAUUGAAGCCUCUUUUAUAUAACAGUGAGUUGAGAGAGAGCAUUGGUGCAGCUGGACGUGAGGAAAUGGAGAAAUACGAUUGGAGAGCAGCAACUAGAAAGAUACGUAACGAACAAUAUAAUGCUGCCAUUUGGUUCUGGCGCAAGAAGAGAGCUCAGCUUCUAAGACCUCUACAAUGGUUGGCAAAACGCCUUUUCCCAUCACCAGAAAUUAACUGCAGAUGAUGCAGAGAGUCCCCUCAAGAACAAAAGAGGGGAAUGGGGAGGAUGGAAAAGAUGUAAAGCUGGUUUGGGGUUUGGUUUGGGUUUCGAAGAAGCCCCAAAGAGGUGGUAUGCGUAUAAUUUGAUUGUUUGUGAUAUUUUCACUUCUUUGUGUGAAGGAUCUUCGAUAUGGUUUGUCCUUGUAUCAAAACUGAAUGAUUCAAUAUGAAGGGUAGUUAGGGCCAGAGUUAUUCCCUUUUUUUC